GAAAACAGCCAGACAAUUUUAGUCAAACCAAAAAAAAAAAAAAAAAUAGAAAACGCAAAGACAAAGGAGACAAGUUUUUUCUUCGACUCACGAUUCCCUGUUCGUUUCAAGCGUUUCUUCUCCGGUGUAAUCAUGACAACUUCAAAAAGACUCGCAGACAGGAAGAUUGAGAAAUUUGACAAGAACAUAUUAAAAAGAGGAUUUGUUCCUGAGACCACCACCAAGAAGGGCAAGGAUUACCCUGUUGGUCCCAUCCUUCUCGGCUUCUUUGUCUUCGUUGUCAUUGGAUCAUCUCUCUUCCAGAUCAUCAGGACCGCAACUAGUGGAGGAAUGGCUUAAACCCUAUCACAUUCAAGCUGGAAGAUUGCUACUCUCAAAAUUGAAUAUCACUUCUUCUUCUUCUCUUCUGACUUGCCUCUUUUUCCCCUUAUACUGUAGAAUGCGACUACUUUCUGUAGACUACAUGUUAUGAAGAAUUUUGAGUCUUUUUCUAAAAAUAUCCCCUUUUUACUAUUGUCCUCAAGUUUGUUUGCCAUUGUUGUUAUGCUUUUUUGUAUUCUUGUUGACUUGUCUCAACUUGGUUCGUCAUAUCAUAUGUGAUACCAAAUUCAAGUUC
Molecule: messenger RNA, 616 nt
Organism: Arabidopsis lyrata subsp. lyrata
Lineage: Eukaryota; Viridiplantae; Streptophyta; Magnoliopsida; Brassicales; Brassicaceae
Product: stress-associated endoplasmic reticulum protein 2
Exons: 3
Coding region: 133-339 (68 amino acids)
Biological process (GO): endoplasmic reticulum unfolded protein response
Cellular component (GO): endoplasmic reticulum
Source: RefSeq, a predicted model, not a curated record